Messenger RNA from Phragmites australis (common reed), 1005 nucleotides. Its product is annotated as xyloglucan O-acetyltransferase 1-like. The transcript has 2 exons. NCBI's taxonomy places the organism in Eukaryota, Viridiplantae, Streptophyta, Magnoliopsida, Poales, Poaceae. Gene Ontology annotation, cellular component: Golgi apparatus. Bases 1 to 1005 code for a protein of 334 amino acids. The record is from RefSeq and is a predicted model, not a curated record. Gene Ontology annotation, molecular function: O-acetyltransferase activity.
AUGAUGUUGCUUCGCUCCUGCUUCGUCGGCGACUCCGCGGCGCGCAACCAGGCGGAGGCCCUCGUGUGCUUCCUCUCUACGGUGUCGCGGCCGGAGACGGUGCACCAGUACGACGACCACGUCGGGAAGAAGUUCUGGCGGUGGUCCUUUCCGGCGCCGCACGACGUCGUCGUCUUGACGUACUGGUCGCCGUUUCUCGUGCGGGCUGGGGGCAGGUCUGAGGACUUCGUCCUGGCGCAAGACAUCCUCUUCCUCGACGAGCUCAACGAGCCGUGGACGGCCGAAGCCGACGCCAUGGACGUCAUGGUAAUCUCGGCGGGGCACUGGUUCGACCGCCCGGCCAUCUACCUCGACAACGGCCUGGUCGCCGGGGUGCAAAACCGGCCGGACGUGAACCGCACCCAAAUGAGCUUCCUGGGCGUGUACCACGAGGUGUUGCGCAGGACGCUCGAGUUCGUGAACGCGAACUCGACCACCGACAAGCUAGUGGUGGUGUCGACCAUCGCGCCGGCGCACUUCGACAGGAGGUACAGCUGGAACCACCGCGACGCGUGCUCGCGCACGGCACUGUACGAGGAAGGCGAGACGCAGGUGGGGUCCACGGACGCCGAGCUGAGAAAGGCCGUCCUGGAGGAGGUGGCUGCCGCCGUGGUGAGGUGGCGGCGGUCGGAGCUGCGGUUCGAGGUCCUUGACGUGACGAGGCUGGUGGCGAUGCGGCCCGACGUGCACCCUGGGCCGCACCUCUUCCGGGACGCAUACCGCGAUUGGCCAUUGCCGGAGACGGUGGCAAACGACUGCCUGCACUGGUGCUCCCCCGGGCCGAUCGACACAUUCAACGACAUACUGGCGUGGAUCGUGGAGGUCAAGUCUAGCGUUGACGACUAUAAUGUUCCCGUCGACCGAGAUGGCCGGCGAGAUCAGGUACAAGGUGAGGGAGAGGGAGACAUCAAAAAGAAGGUGCGGGAAGAAAGCAUUCUAUUGUUAGAGAACAGUGUUCAAGUCUGA